Aquila chrysaetos chrysaetos is the source of this 536-nucleotide messenger RNA. RefSeq names its product very-long-chain enoyl-CoA reductase-like. Gene Ontology annotation, molecular function: oxidoreductase activity. Lineage: Eukaryota; Metazoa; Chordata; Aves; Accipitriformes; Accipitridae. The transcript has 7 exons. Bases 105 to 536 code for a protein of 143 amino acids. The record is from RefSeq and is a predicted model, not a curated record. Gene Ontology annotation, biological process: very long-chain fatty acid biosynthetic process.
UGGCGGCGGCCCGGGCCCCGCCCGCCAGGUGAAACGGGCGGAUCACGUGGGGGCAGCGGGCGCCCGGCGGGAGCGGCGGCGGCGGCGGCGGAGCAGCGGCGGCCAUGAAGCACUACGAGGUGGAGAUCCUGGACGCCCGGACACGGGAGAAGCUCUGCUUCCUCGAUAAGGUGGAGCCUCACGCCACCAUCGCCGAGAUCAAGAGCCUCUUCACCAAGGCCCAUCCCCAGUGGUACCCGGCCAGACAGUCCCUGCGCCUGGACCCCAAGGGCAGGUCCCUGAAGGACGAGGACGUGCUGCAGAGCCUGCCCGUGGGCACCACCGCCACCUUCUACUUCCGCGACCUGGGGGCCCAGAUCAGCUGGGUGACGGUCUUCCUGACGGAGUACGCGGGGCCGCUGCUCAUUUACCUGCUCUUCUACUUCCGCGUCCCCUUCCUCUACGGCCCCCGCUACGACUUCACCGCCAGCCGCCACCCCGUCGUUCAGUCAGUUGGGGGGGCCGGGGGGGGGGGCAGGGGGGUUUUGGGGGGCUGA